This is a messenger RNA of Betta splendens (Siamese fighting fish), 7210 nucleotides long. Its product is annotated as contactin-associated protein-like 4. Lineage: Eukaryota; Metazoa; Chordata; Actinopteri; Anabantiformes; Osphronemidae. The coding region runs from base 190 to 3750 and encodes 1186 amino acids. The record is from RefSeq and is a predicted model, not a curated record. The transcript has 28 exons.
CUACGUGUGUGACAUUUGGCCAAGUGGUCGCACCGGUGGUGGGUUCCUGCAGGUGCUGGAGGCUGGUCCCCCCUCUCCUCCGACCGGAGCCAGUGGCUGCAGGUGGACCUGGGCGGACGCACCAGGGUGUGUGCGGUGUCCACGCAGGGCCGCUACGGCAGCUCUGAUUGGCUCACGUCGUACCUGCUGAUGUUCAGCGACGCCGGACACAACUGGAAGCAGUACAGGCAGGAGGACAGCACGGGGGCUUUUCCAGGAAACACCAACGCCGACAGCGUGGUCCAGUUGAAGCUGCAGCAGCCGCUCAUCGCUCGCUUCCUGCGCCUCAUCCCUCUGGACUGGAACCCCAACGGCAGGAUCGGCCUCCGGCUGGAGAGCUACGGCUGCCGUCACGCCUCUGACGUGUUGAGCCUCGGGACCGGCAGCAGCCUGGUGUUCUCGCCGGGUCCUGGACCGCGGCCGACGUCCGCAGACGUCGUCUCCCUGAGCUUUAAAACGCUGGGGAAGCGUGGGACUCUGCUGCGCGCAGACGGACGAGGAGGCCUGAGCCUCAGCCUGGAGCUGGACAGAGGGAAGCUCCAGCUGCUCGUCAGACAAGACGGGGCCUCCUCCUCUGAAGCUCGGCAGCUCGCCUCUCUCGGCAGCCUGUUGGACGAUCAGCAGUGGCACCACGUGUUGCUGGAGAGGCACGGAGUCCACCUGACCCUUAGCGUGGACAAGCACACGGAGCAGGUCCAGGUCCCUGCAGGGUUCAGCCUGUGGGACAUGGAAGAGCUGAGUGUGGGAGCAGGACAGAGCCCCGACCUGUUCCACGGCUGCCUGGAGAACCUGCUCUACAACCACCUCAACCUGAUCCAACUGGCCAAACACGAGGACCCCCGGGUCGCUGCAGCGGGUAACGUGACCUUUUCUUGUGCUGAGCCUGUUUCCGUUGCCGUGACGUUCCCCGGCCCCCAGAGCUUCCUCCAGCUGCCGGGACCCUCGGCGCCUGCGUUGGACGGCUUCUCUGUGGGCUUCCAGUUCAGGACAUGGAACAAGGCGGGUCUCCUGCUGACCUUUGACCUGCCUCAGCACCGCGGGACGGUCUGGCUGUGCCUGAGUGACGCCAGGCUUCUGCUCCGGGUUCAGAGGGACGGCAGUGCAGAGCUGGAGCUCAGUGCGGGCUCGGUUCUGAACGACGGCCAGUGGCAUUCAGUGGCGCUGACCUCCCGACCAGGACGACUGCGCGUGGCUGUGGAUGGAGACGGAGGAGGAGCCGCUCACGCCAGCCCCUCGUUUCCUGUCACUGCAGCUCAUCAGCUCUUCUUCGGUGGCUGUCCUCCUCUUCCUCCUCCUCCUCCUCACCACAGCGCAGGCUGUAGGAACCCGUUCGGCAUCUUCCAGGGCUGCAUGCGUCUCCUCUCUGUGGACAACGAGGCGGUGGACCUGACCUUGGUGCAGCAAAGGCUGAUGGGAAACUACAGCCAGCUGCAGAUUGACAUGUGUGGCAUGAUUGACAGGUGUUCUCCCAGCCGCUGUGAGCACGGAGGCCGCUGCAGUCAGACCUGGACCGUCUUCCACUGUAACUGCUCUGACAGCGGCUACAGCGGCGCCACCUGCCACAGCUCUGUUUUCGAACCGUCCUGUGAAGCCUACAAGCACAACGGGAACACGUCGGGGCAUUUCUACAUCGACGUGGACGGCAGCGGACCCGUCCGACCCCAGCUGGUCUACUGCAACAUGACAGAGAACACGUGGAUGGUGAUUCAACACAACAACUCGGAGCUGACCAGGCUCCAGCCGACUCCAGGGGAGAACCAGCAUUUAGUUCACUUCGACUACUCGUCCCAGGAGGAACAGCUGCUGGCUGCGAUCAGCCAAUCAGAUCACUGCCAGCAGGAGCUGACCUACCGCUGCCGGAGGUCCCGCCUCCUCAACACCCCCGAGGGCGCCCCGUUCAGCUGGUGGCUCGGUGGGACCGGUUCUGGUCUGCAGACGUACUGGGGCGGAGCUCAUCCAGGCAGCCAGCAGUGCGUGUGCGGCCUGCGGGGCGACUGCGUGGACCCACAGCACUACUGCAACUGUGACGCCGACCGCAUGGAGUGGGCUGAGGACUCGGGCCUGCUGACCCAUAAGGAGAGCCUCCCUGUCAGGGCUCUGGUUCUGGGCGACAUCCAGAGGCCGGGGUCCGAGGCCGCCUACCGGGUGGGGCCGCUGCGUUGUCAUGGAGACAAGAACUUCUGGAACGCUGCGUUCUUCGACAAGGAGACGUCGUACCUCCACUUCCCCACCUUCCACGGAGAGCUCAGCGCCGACAUCUCCUUUCUGUUCAAAACCACGGCUUCCUCCGGCGUCUUCCUGGAAAACCUGGGCAUCAAAGACUUCAUCCGCAUCGAGCUGAGCACCUCCAACCAGGUGACCUUCUCCUUCGACGUGGGCGCCGGCCCGCUGCAGGUCCACGUGGCGUCGAGCCGCCCGCUCAGCGACGGCCGCUGGCAUCGGGUCCGAGCCGAGCGCAACGUGAAGGAGGCGCUGCUGCAGGUGGACCGACUUCCUGCCGCCACGCAGGAGGCGCCGGCCGACGGACACUUCCACCUUCAGCUCAACAGCCAGCUGUUCAUAGGAGGCACGGCGUCUCGGCAGAAAGGCUUCCGAGGAUGCAUCCGCUGGCUGCGGCUGAACGGCGCCACCCUGGACCUGGAGGAGCGGGCCAGGAUGACCCCCGGGGUUCGGCCCGGCUGCCCGGGUCACUGCAGCAGCUACGGCUCCUUCUGCCAGAACGGCGGCCGGUGCAGGGAGCGCUCCAGCGGCUUCGCCUGCGACUGCAGCCGCUCGGCCCACGCUGGAGCUUUCUGCCACGCAGAGGUGUCUGCCGGCUUCAGGUCAAGCACGUCCAUCAGCUACACCUUCAUGAGGAACAGCAGCGCUGUGUCGUCCUCCGUCCUCUCUGACGCAGGAGAGGAGGUGUCUCUGAGCUUCAGGACGAGCCAGAGUCCGGCUCUGCUGCUCUACGUCAGCUCCCACUACAGGCAGUACCUGGCUGUGCUCAUCAACGCGCGAGAUGAGCUGGAGGUGCGGUACAAGCUGGACGGCGGCCGAGAGGCGGAGGUGCUGAGGAGCUCCGUGGGGAGUCUGGCCAACGGACAGCUGCACUGGGUGAACAUCAGGAGGACGGACUCGGUGUCUGUGCAGGUGGACCAGAAUGCCAGAGAAGACUUCAACCUCACCUCUGAUGGAGAAUUCAAAGCCAUCAGGUCUCUGGUGCUGGGCCGAGUCUACGGUUCUGAUGAGCUGGAUCCGGACCUGUCCGGGCCGGCGUCUCUUGGCUUCACCGGCUGCCUGUCCGGGGUUCUCUUUAACUCCAUCAGUCCUCUGAAGGCCGCUCUGCUCCAGGCUCCGGAUCCGGAUCCGGCUCCAGGCCUCGGCCUCGUCGUCACCGGGCCUUUGCUCCGCUCCAGCUGCGGUUCCGCAGGUCCAGCUGACGGCCACGCAGCAGACAGCGCGCCUGGCCUGGCAGACCCGUCUGGAUCCGUGGGCUCGGGUCAACCUCAGGUCAACACCAUCAGGACCAACUCAGCUCUGAUUGGAGGAGUCAUAGCCGCGGGGAUCUUCCUGCUCGUCAGCGGUCUGGCCGUCGCUGCCAGGUUCCUGUACCGGAGGAAAGAAACGACGUCAAGGUCCAACGGGCCGACAGCCAGGACUUCAGGAGCGGGACGGACCCUCGCGGCGUUGUGUGAAAACCCAGAGCAGCGUUUCAUAGUCACUGUUUGAAGUGAGCGCCGCCGUGUGACCUCAUCGCCAGCUCCUCCGUCUGUGGGUGGACACGGGGUCCGUGUGUCGCCCCGUUGUCAUGGACGACCGGGAGCAUCGGGACGAGUGGGACAGUAAGAAUUCAGCAGGUGACGCGUCUGCGGAGCCGUGGCUGCUGCUAAUUAUCCAGCCCACCUGCGGUUGGAGUCAUUAGACCACGCGCGUCCCCCCAUCAUCUAAUGACCGCGUCAGCUCGGCCUCGCUGCUCCUGGAGAUCAGACGUUCGACCCAACAACUAAUUGCACAUGAUUUGCAUUCAGGGAGACGUUGGAGGAGCGGAGCAGUCGAUUCCACCAGCAGGAGACGCAUUCAAGUGUUACAGAACCUGCCUCUGAUGGUAGACGCUGCCGCUGAUCUGAGCUGAGAGUGAAAAACAGGAUCCCGUGAACAGAAGAGUCGGAGCCUCUUACAUCUCACGUCCACCUGGAUCCAUCUUUCUGCUCAUCUGUAUUGACAGCGGGCAGCGAGCCAGCGCUAACGGUGGCCAUUAAUCAGCGAGUAUCACUGUAACACAUCACUGAUGCUGUUUGGGCCCAAGGUCAGAGCACCGUGAUGGAUUAUUAGUUUACAAGGUUCUGAACAACCCACGACAAAGACGGAUGUGUGUGAAGCAGGAAGACUUUUUUCUCAGAGCAGCCAAAUGAAGGACGGCGCGUCCUGUGGACGGGACCGGGAACCACGGCUUGACUCACUGCUCAGACCUAAACUACAUGACUAAUAAACCAAGUAUAAGAAAGUGAUUGUACCUACUCCUGCCCUGUUCUGCAGAGUCGUGAGCUUGGAUGCAUCUAAGCCAGGGGUGGGCAAACCUGGUCCUCGAGCGCCGCUGUCCUGCUGGUUUUCCAACUCUCCCUGCACCAGUUACGGCUGAUUACCUGGAUCAGGUGUGUUCAGUCAAUCAGUAGGUGAAAGGGAACUGACACACCUGAUGGAGGUGAUCAGCCGGGAGAGUUGGGAAACCAGCAUGGACACUGGCCCUCGAGGACCAGGAUUGCCCACCCCUGAUCUAAGCCCUGACGGAUGCACUGCUCAUGGGCUGAGGCAGCUUCAGAACGUGAUGAACUGUGAUGUUUUUGGUUCACGCUUCCACUCAGGCUGAGGACUGUGCGUUGACAGCGGUUGCCCAGUAACAGGGAGGCGCUCUUUGACUUCUCAGGCUGCAGCGUCGUCCUCUGGGUCGGUCGUCCGGAGCAGACGGCCGUUCUGGUCAUUAGUCACAUCCUGCUCCGGUCCUGAUCAGCUAGAUCAGGUCACUCUUUACAGUUCAGAUAAAUAAGGCUCAUGCUAAUUAAACUAUUAAACUUAAUAUUAGAGCUGCUUCUGCAUUUCUGACCGUCUGACUGGACCGUGGGAGCCUCUGACUGGUGCAUGGCUGGUUUCUCUGCAGCCCAGUGCUUCGUGUCUGCAGGUCAGAAGGUUUCAUGAUUAGAGCUGAAGCGUCUCUUCUGUUUGAUUUCCAGGUAGUUUCCUCUUUGCAUCGCUCACAUCGCUGACCUCCCACAGCUCCAUCUGCUCCAGAGUCCUGUUGUUCAUCCAUUUCAUCUGUCAGUGAGUAACCAGCAUUCUCCAUUGUUUUCAUCGUUCAGAUCCUCUUCAUUCAGUCCCCACGGUGAGACGAUGAUGUCCCUUUCUCUGUUUAACCACUAGUUCGUCCGUUGUGGGUUUUUCUCGUCUGCUUCAUGCGUUGUUGUUUCUUUGUGCUGUUGCAGUUGAAUGUGAGCCGCUUCGAGCGACUCGUUGUCGAGUGUUUUCUUGCCAAUAUGUUGAGGCACACGCUGAUUACAAUCGACUGAGACAGACACAAACACCGCAGUCGUCGGCCUGUGAUGGAGUCUCAUCCAGGCCUUGAACGGCUCAGGUUCGUGGCUCUUGGUGACAGUCGUGUCUUAUGCAGAGGUGCUGAUGGUGAAACGCAGGAGCGAGGUGUGUGCGGCCUGUGGUUUAUCCCAACACUCACAGACGAUGACAGUGGAACCAGACUCAGAUGAUGAGCUUCAAACUGAGAGUUUCUCUGCUGCGGUUUUGUCCAUUUUCUCUUUGUCUGUCACUGUUUGCAGCUGGUGGACGUGUGACAGACGCAUAGAUGAGCCUCCGACUGUGAGCCGGAGCCUCUGAAGCCACAUCAGUCGUCCUCUCUCCCCCUCCUCCCCCUCCUCCCCCUCUGCCCUCUCACCCCCCCCUCCCAUCAUCUUUCCCUUUGUCUCGUUUUGGCGUCCACCCUCAGUGUGAGGCUUCGUUCUCCUCUUAUAUAAACUUCACAGAGGGUUUUAUUGAUCCAAUGUCCUUUGAACUUAUUGUCAGAUUUAUGAAAAAUCUCCAGACAGAAACAUCAGAGCCUAGAAAGGAUUUCACAGUCGCUUAUCUUCUCCAGAUGUCUGUGUUUGAAUGUGUUCUGGGUGUCGUUCAUCCACAGACGUGUGACACUAACGGAUGUUGUGUAAAUGUUAUGACAGGCGCGUUAUUUCGCUUUAAUGGAAUUGCUCAUUAGGGGAAAUGAGGCUGAGCUGAUGUCCAUGUGCUAACAGACGUGUUCCUGCUGAGCUCUGUCAGACUCACAGGCGUCAAACCCCCAAACAUCUCUUCUACUGAUGAUAAUUACUCUAUGUUCAUAUUGGAACAGCCCAUCCUGAGUGUGUGCAUAUCACUUACUCUGAUGCUGAAGAGUUUGACUUGACACGCUGAUGCCCAACCUGUCGCACAGGAAAACAUGAAGUUACACGACUACUGGAAUCGUUGCAGAAUAAAACCAGGCGCUGACGGACACAAACACGGAACUGAUACUACAGGACGUUAAAGACAAGAGAGAACGGAGGGAGCUGCAGUGUGAUGGACGAGGGACGGACGAGACCAAGCCAGAGGCACAGCGAGCGGUGACAGACUGUCUCUCUGCUCGGCUGAUUCAAUGACAGGCAGCAAACCAAAGCGCCUCCACCUCCAGUCAUUUGUCCUGAGCUCCUAAAGAUGGAACCAGACUCCAGGAAGCCGCUGCAGCCGCAGGUUUUCACUGAACAGAGGCCGAAACUGGAUCUGCGGCCACUCUGCAUUUUAAUCCAUGUGAAGCUUUGCUCGGGACGUUCCAGCUGUUCUGUGGGUCUGGUUUAACGACACCGUGUGCUCAGAAAUGAAUGACUUCACUAUAGAAAAUGAAAAUGAGCGCCUGUAACUCUCAGACUUGUCAUCGCUUCACUUCACUCAACAAGCUGCAACAAGAGAAGCGGCCGUCGUGAAAACCAAGCUGCUGAGUUUCUGUGUUUUGCCAGUAUUCUGUCAAUGUUUUACAACUGAAGAUGAAAUGAUCCACAUUUCUGCUCUCAAACAACGAGACGCACAAUUUACUCAAUAACAAUUAGCUUCUUUUCUAUUGAACUAUCUUGUGUCCAACAUGAAAUAAAGCACAAAUGUGAUUUAUUCUGGAAACUGC